Molecule: messenger RNA, 2383 nt
Organism: Bursaphelenchus okinawaensis
Lineage: Eukaryota; Metazoa; Nematoda; Chromadorea; Rhabditida; Aphelenchoididae
Source: the annotation of a GenBank genome assembly
AUGGAAGAGUCUACACGGUAUAACAAUGAAGUAAAGCUGCCUCAGUAUGUGUUUUCAAAGGAUGUUAAUAUAGACAGCUCUGAUAAUACUACGACAACCAGUGAAGAUGACAACGCAUUACCUCCAGCUGGUUUAGGAUGGUUUAUCACAGCUUUAUUCAUUCUUGGAGCCGUAGUUGGUGGUGGUUUAGUUGCGCUACCUGUUGCUACUGUUAAUACUAGUAAGUGCUACUUUAGAUGACACGGUGUAGUUAAUAAAACUCUUUAAUAGCGUUAGUCUCGAUGCUUGGUUAAUUGAUUUUUUUAGUUUCUAUAGAUAUUAUUGUAAAUAGUAAAUAUUUAAGUUUUAAGUCGGUACAACAGUACUUUUCAGAUCUCUACUUCAGCAUAAUAUUUAUUGUAUUUAUGGCUUCUAUGGCAACAUACACAGCUCAUGUACUCGGACAAUGUUGGACUAUAUUACAAAAGAGAUGGCCAAAAUAUACCGAUCAUUGUCGGAAACCUUACCCAGAAAUUGCGCGACGAGCCUUAGGGAAGAAAUGGAAGUAAGUCUACCUGGUAAUGUUAUAGUACUAGGUUUUGUACUUAAAAGUACAUGAAAGCUUGAAAAAAAUCUUAAAUUUGGUUGUAUUAGCUAGUUCAAAUAAUUUUGUGCUCUCUGUCAAAUCAAAUCGUUGGGCUUACAGGCGCAGAAUUAUAUGAACAACCUAAUAAGUUGUCUUUACUGACAGUAAACAAUAAUGUAGACACAAUUUCAAAUCUUACUCAUUUCAGAACAGCCAUAUCUUUAUGUGUAGACAUAACUCAAUUUGGUGUAGCAGUAGUAUAUCUACUAUUGGCUGCCAAGAACAUACGAGAUCUCAUCUUAAUGUACAUUCAAAAAGAUAUCAGUUACUGUUACGUAGUGUUAAUAGUAGCCAUCUGUUUUUUACCGUUCACCUUCCUAAAAUCACCUCAAGACUUCUGGGCAGCUGUUGUCGUAGGAAUGUUCACAUCAUCUAUCUCGGCCGUUCUGAUUACUGUAGGCAGUAUAUCUGACUACGAUACUUGUAAUCCAGAAAGACAACUACCUCCAACUGACAUUACCAACUACUUUUUGGCUGUAGGGACCUAUAUGUUCAGUUACUGUAAUCACGGUGCUUUUCCUACUAUUCAGCAUGACAUGAAGAAGCCUGGUGAUUUUACAAAAAGUGUUUCUACUGCUUUUUUCUGUCAGUUUUCUUUAAAAUUUUUGAUUUUUGGUUGACUUUUUACAUUUUUUAUCUAAAUUUCAAAAUAUAAUUUCAGUUACAUCAAUAAUUUACAUAACCGUGUCAGUUGUUGGCUACUUGACUUACGGUGAUUCUAUGAAGCAUUCUGUCAUCAGUAGCUUACAAAUCGAUUGGAUACAACAAACUGUGAAUAUAUUGAUAACAAGUCAUUGCAUUUUAACUUUAACUAUCGUUCUGAAUCCACUGAAUCAAGAACUUGAAGACUUUUUCAACGUUCCUCAUGGUAAGUUAUAAGUAGGUUCAAAAUGGGACCAGGCUGACUUGUAAACAAUGUUAAUAUUAGUAUCAUAAGGGUAGAGGAAGUAAUGUCAUAUAGUAGUUUUGACAAAAAUAGUACUAUACUCUUCUCAGUUUUUAAAAAAAUUUUUACCAUUUUAUGACAAGCUAUUGCUCUUGAGCAGUAAAGAUUUUGGGCUGGACUAGGCCAGAUAAAUCUAGUAGAGGCUUUAAAAUAGGUCUAGACUGAAACCAAAAGAAUUAUAAAAUUGAUAUUUUGUUAGAAUUUGGAGUUCAAAGAAUGUUAUUGCGAACAUUGACCAUGCUGGCAGUAGUGUUUGUGGCCGAAUCGGUACCAAACUUUGGUCCUUUACUGGACUUGGUUGGUGGUAGUACGAUGACAUUAACUGGACUAGUCUGUCCAUGUUUGUUUUAUCUAAAACUCAAUGCUUCAGAAGUAGACAACAAAAACCGAGAUCCUGAAGAGAUUGGAUUGAGGGAGUAAGAUCUUUUAUUUUAUUUCGCAUCUACUACAACAUACUACCAAAGAUGAUUUAUCGCUUUAUGGUAUGCUAAAGCUUAGAACUGUACUGUUUCUGGGUCGCUCUAAUAAUUUAACGUUAUUUUAGAGUUUUAUCAAAGAACAACCUCCAAAGUACAAUAAUAUGUUGCUCGAUCAUCGUGAUAGCUGUUUUCUUUGCUAUAACAACUACUGGAUCAGCUGUAUAUUCAUUAUCGACAGCUCAAUUUGUCGUUCCAUGUUAUCUACAACCAUUCUUUGGAGCCGACAAAACUAGUGGAAUUGGAGCGGUCGAUUGUUGUGGGCAUUACCAGAAUGUUACGAGAAACAACGAAAUCGUAUGUACGGCAGCAAACUUUGCAAUGUAUUAUGAUUAA